Molecule: messenger RNA, 3894 nt
Organism: Oxyura jamaicensis (ruddy duck)
Lineage: Eukaryota; Metazoa; Chordata; Aves; Anseriformes; Anatidae
Gene: UPF3A
Product: UPF3A regulator of nonsense mediated mRNA decay
Exons: 10
Coding region: 23-1408 (461 amino acids)
Biological process (GO): positive regulation of translation; nuclear-transcribed mRNA catabolic process, nonsense-mediated decay
Cellular component (GO): nucleolus; cytoplasm
Molecular function (GO): telomeric repeat DNA binding
Source: RefSeq, a predicted model, not a curated record
GGGGGUGGCGGAGCGCUGCGACAUGGCGGCACCGCCGCGCCGGGAGCCGGAGGCGUCCCCGCAGCCGCCCUCCCCGCUGCCGCCGCCGCCACUUCCCCCGGCGCCCGGUAAACAGCGAGAGGAGAAAAAAACGGCGCUGAGCAAAGUAGUCAUUCGACGCCUUCCUCCUUGUCUAACUAAGGAGCAACUGGAGGAACAGUUACAUCCUCUACCUGCCCAUGAUUAUUUUGAGUUUUGCACUGCUGAUCCCAGCCUUUAUCCUCAUCUUUACUCGAGAGCAUACAUUAACUUUAGAAAUCCUGAGGACAUCCUUCUUUUUAGAGAUCGCUUUGAUGGCUAUGUCUUCAUUGAUAAUAAAGGUUUGGAGUAUCCUGCUGUGGUUGAAUUUGCUCCGUUCCAGAAGAUUUCAAAAAAGAAGUUAAAAAAGAAAGAUGCCAAAGCCGGGAGCAUUGAAGAUGAUCCAGAAUAUAGGAAAUUUUUAGAGAGUUACUGUGCUGAUGAAGAGAAAAUCUGUGCCAAUCCUGAGACUCUUUUGGGAGAGAUUGAGGCCAAAACAAGGGAACUCAUUGCUAGAAGAACAACACCCCUUUUGGAAUAUAUUAAAAAUAGAAAAUUAGAAAAGCAGAGAAUUCGAGAAGAGAAACGAGAGGAACGAAGGCGGAGAGAAUUGGAGAAGAAACGCUUGCGGGAGGAAGAGAAAAGGAAGCGCAGAGAAGAGGAAAGACGUAAAAGGAAAGAAGCAGAGAAGCAAAAGAAAAUUUCCGAAAAAGAAAUAAGGAUCAAGCUUCUUAAGAAGCCUGAAAAAGGAGACGAGCAGGCCAGUGAAAAGCACAAAGAAAAAGAUGAAGAAGCUGACAUUGAAGAAAACAAAUGGGAUAAGUCCCCUGGAUCUGGGAGUAUAAAAUCCAAAUCAUCAGAGGGCUCACUAAAAGAACUUAAGUCACAAAAUGAUAGUGACAAAGAGCAAAGAGAUUUGGAGAGAAGAUUUCAAGAAAAAGAACCUGAAAGACAAAGGUAUCGAUUGGAUGAUGGCAGAAAGCAUAGAGCUCACUAUGAGUUUGACAAGUUUGUGAGAAGGAAUGAAGAAGAGCUGAAAUGGGGGAAAGGAUACAACCAAGACAGAGGAAAGAAAGGGAGCCACAACUACAGCUUCACUGUGGAGGCAGUAGACAAACUGGGUAAAGAGGACAAGUGUGAUGACAUGGCAUCCAAAAAGGAGCGCAUAAGAAAUAAGGAUCGUCCAGCCAUGCAGCUCUACCAGCCAGGAGCUCGCAUUCGAACACAUACGGGAUCUACAAGUAAGACCUAUGACUGCAGUGGGAAAUCUUUCGAAGAUGCUCUUGACAAAAAGUAUGAGGCAGAUAAUUCAGCUGGAGGUGGUUCUGAGAAGAGCGAGGAAGCAGAAUAAAACAAACCAGAGGAAAGACUUGUGAAAAAGGAUGAACUUAAAGAUUUAAUGUCGCUGCAAAAAUCCAUAGGGCUGUUCCAGAUCUCCAACACCAAUAAAAUUAUCAUAGCUCUCUUGUACUUCCUGAGAAAUAAAGGAAAGAGUGACUAGAGAUGUAUAAAAUAUCUUACAGCAAACGAAUAUGGUUGUUUUUUUACAAAAAGCAGAGCAAGCACCAUUUGCCUAAUUUAAAAGCAGUUUGAUGUUAUGUUCGAUUUACCUUGAAAUAUAAAACCUCUAAGAGUUUUAAAGGAGCAUUUAUAUGAAACUUUUCAGAAGCUAUCUCACCGUUUACAGUCUGAAGAAAUGAAACGUGGAUUUGUGUCAGUCCGAAAUCUGAGGCACUUCCAACGUGUUCGGUGCGUGACACGGUGGGCACCGGGUCCCCUCCUGCAAGCAGCGGCGGCGGCUGCUGCUGCAGGGAACCAAAGCUCUGGAGCCAGUGGUGUUUGCAGGAUGAGGCCCACAGUUUGCACAGUUGUGAGGAAUGUCUCUUGGUAUCUGUACCUCAUUGUGUUUACGUUGUUUUUCAAUUAACUGUAGCGUCUGAUGUGUUGUUAAAGCUACAAGUACGUUGUUAGAGCGUUUGUCAUUUUCUGAGCCACUUCUGCCUUUUGCGUUUUAACAGAUCUCGUGCUUAAAGCAGAAAAAAAAAGCUAACACAAACCUCAGCACUUAAACAAUAUGCCUGGUUUUAUUAAAUUAGACGUUUUUCAUGUUUUUGACACUGACUUUUAAAAAAUGGUUGUACAGUGAUGACUUUUUAUAUGCUAACAUUUCGUAUAAAUUGCGGUUGCAGGAUUUGGAAAAUGCAGGAUAUACGGAAGCUCUGAAGUCCUAUUUAUUAAUGAACACCCAAGUGACAACUGCAAACUGCCAUUUUGUAAGAAUGGUCAAAUUCUGCCCCCUGAUGCAGGCAUAUAAAUAUAUAUAUAUUUGUGUGUGUAUAUAUACAGGUAUAUAUAUAUAUAUGCACACACAUAGUGCUUCCAUUGGUUUCAAUGAUAGCCACAUGUUUAGGGAGGGGCAAAACAUGUUCAUUUGUCUUUUAAGGCUGAAAAUUUCUCAGUUGUCUGAAACUGAGACCUGCUUUGUCAAUUAAGUUAAGUAGUAAGAUAAUUUGGUUUUACAUCCUGUUUGAACAUUUUGUUAUUAAGCACAACAUCUAGUUGUUCUAAACUGAAGUUAUUUGUUGUAUUUUCCCAGAUGUUAAGCAUUAAAUAGAAAAAAAAAAAACCAAGAUUUUGGCUGUGAUUUUGAGAAUUGACCUUCUGCAACUUUUUUAUCUAGUAUUCAAAAAAAAAAAAAAAAAACUAAGUAGGAUGCUCUGCUAUUUGGUAUUCUUCAGAUGUAGAUAAAAAUACAGUUGAGAAGAAUUUAAAUACCAAACUACGUAAGUGAGGUGCCAGCUGAAAUUAAUUCAAAGCUGAAGUAAAACAGCUGUUGGAGAAUCAUUUGAUUUUAUCUCCAUCUAAAGUUUAUCUUGUUUACCAAGUUUAUCCUGGCUGCAGAGAAUUUGGUUUGGGUUUUGGGAAGCCUGAGAAGAAAGAGCCUUAACCAGGACAGUUCUCCUGCAGUGGAGUCAGACUGGGCUGAAAUCUACACCAGAUCAGGGUCUGCAUAAAAGCAACCAUUUCCAGCCCAGUGGGAUACCCAGGGGAAGAGGGCAGAGCCCUGCAGGCAUGAGGAGGGAUCUCACUUGUGAGAGAAACACGUAAGACGAGAUUUUUUACAUCCUCAGAAACUUGAACUUGAUAUUUUUGGCCAACAGUGGCUUUCAGGCUAGUCUCUCACCUUCCCGUGAGUGCCUUGAGUAAGUAUCUCUUGGUAGCAUUGUAGGCGAUUAACUAAAUACAGUUUAUUUAGCAGUAAUUUUCCACUUGGGGUUUCAUAUUUGCCAUCUCUUUUAGUUACCAAAGAUCAGAUUUCAAACCCUGACUCAGUAAAAACUGUCAGGGUUUAAACAUCUGCAUCUUUCAAGCAGGGCUGUGGAUCCCUCACUAACCAGGAUACCUGCAUCCUGCUUUAUUGAAUUAUCUGCGCUUUCUGGUCAAUAUAGCACCUUGAAAAGGCAGGUGCAGGGAGGCCAGCCUUUAGUUUACAUCUCCACAUGGAGAGAGCAUCCAGAACAUCCAUAUUCCCUGGGGAGGCCAGGCGGGAGGAGCCGCCACCUGCUCGGUGCUUGCUCAUUUUCCUACGCUCCCCCCAACGACACAAAAUAAAUGCAGGCUUGCGGCCUGGCUUUGUGCAGAGUCAGCGUGGCGUGAGAGCUUUAUUUCCACAAUAGGGACUUUGUUUUGCAAAUUCAGCUUUCGCUGAAAGUGGAUCCAGCUUCCCUGAGAAAUGGGAAUUGCAUCUGGGUACAUCACAGCUGACUUUGGUGCCAUCUGCUUUCUUGCUUGAAAAGUGUAAUGUGCUCUGUUUAAUAAAAAUCUCCACCAGCUUGA